Molecule: messenger RNA, 2766 nt
Organism: Grammomys surdaster
Lineage: Eukaryota; Metazoa; Chordata; Mammalia; Rodentia; Muridae
Gene: Caps2
Product: calcyphosine 2
Exons: 17
Coding region: 29-1807 (592 amino acids)
Molecular function (GO): calcium ion binding
Source: RefSeq, a predicted model, not a curated record
ACUUUGCAUGAGGAAUAUAGACAUUUGAAUGGAUCUAGAGGUAAAAGGAGUGGCAGCAUCUAGGAGCCAGACUCGGCUGUUUUCUGGAAGAAAGAAUUCACUGCAACAAGGAUGGACUUCCAGAUCAUGGGCAAUCCCAAAUUCCUGCCUACCUAUGGUCCCACCACUUGAUCUGGGAAGCCUCGCUGACUCUGAUGAGGAGGAUAAUUUCUCACAAGCACCAUGCGGUACAGUCCAUGUUCCUCCUAAUCCACCACGGUCACAGCCUGCUCUGGGUUGGGUUAUGCCGUGUCAAAGACCAUAUAUUCAGCAUCAUCUACAUGAAGUGGAACAGGACGUAAUACCCGAGGAUUUGCCAGCGCCAACAGGCAAAUAUAAGCUAAAGUACCAGCAGUACGCAAGCGAAAUGAAGGACGGCUACAAACAGUACAUUCAGAGGUGUACAGAGAAGCCAAAGGCAGCGAGCAGGCCAGAGUCAAAGGAGCAGGUGGACCAAACCAGUCUGGAUGACCUCAUGUCUUUGGAUAGGAAAGCCCUCCUUCAGCAAGGUUAUGCAGAGAGCCCUUACCGUAGAUGGAGCAGCGCAAGGAAGUCAGAUGUGGAGACUGUGGCUAUCGAGAAGAAGAAAAAGAUCGUUGCAGAGCAAAUGAUGAUAGACCACUUAUCCAGGGCUGUCAUCAGCGAUCCAGAACAAGAUUUAAACACCAAGAACCAAGAGAGUUCUCAUGUCCCUCCAGACUCAGAGAGGGCGCCGCUUCGAGUUAGGAGACGAACCCUGCAUGAUACAAAGAUAAGGACCAACUCCACAUUAACAGAAAAUGACCUUUCUCAGAAAGUCGAAUUCGAAGGGAGGGUCUUAUCAAGAAAUGGACGCGAUGCCUGCAGGGAGCUGAUUGGGUUUUUCUUUACCCACGACCAGUCCCUAACCGUGUAUGAAUAUCGAAUGUUCGGGAAAAACAGAACAAGCGUGCUUCCUUUUAUUAAAAAAGACACUUAUUGUCAUCAGUGUGGACGCGGGAGAGGAAAGCCGUAUGAGCUUGCUGACUUCUAUACCGGUGCAACUUUGACAUUUUUGAGCUGUGAUCAUCCUAGCCUUCCAAAGAGCAUAAAAGAAAAUGCAUUACUUAGACUUCGAAUUACAAAUAUUGAUCAGGUAGCUUUGAAGUCUCUGAAAGCGGCCUCUGCGGAACAUGGGGAAGAGGAUACAGUCAGUCAGGAGGCUCAUGAUCAGCUGGUGCUGCAGGCCAUUCAGGAUAAACUGAAAGAGCAACUGCACAGGAAGGGUGUUCGUAUUUUGACUGGAUUGGGAAAAUACUUACAACGUUUGGACAAGGAAGGGAACGGGCUUUUAGAAAAGGCUGAUUUUCGGCAAGCUCUGAAAACCUUUCACUUAGAAGUGUCUGAACAGGACUUUGAGUCUUCUUGGCUAAUUCUGCAAAGCCGUGGCCCUGGCAAGAACAAGGUUGAUUAUGGAGAAUUCAAACGUGCCAUUUUUGGUGAAAUGAAUGAAUAUAGAAAGUCAUUUGUUCGAAAGGCUUUCAUGAAACUGGACUUUAACAAAACCGGCAUCGUGUCUGUUCUAGACAUAAGAAAGUGUUACUGCGCCAAGAAGCACCCACGUGUGAUUUCAGGGCAUUCAACAGAGGAGGAAAUCAAAUCAUCUUUCCUAGAGACAUUAAAAGAUGCCUGCAGGAAGUAUGGUGAAAUUUCAUACGGUGAAUUUGAAGAUUACUAUGAAGGCCUAAGUAUAGAGGUAGCAAGUGAUGAAGAGUUUGUCCACAUCUUACGUACUCCAUGGGGAAUUUAGUUUUCGAUAGCACACCUUCUCACUGGUACCAAGUAUUUUAUAGAGAAUAUGCAUUUUAUAUAAAAUAUGAUCAGCUUGUAAUAUAUUUUCCGAGAUUCUUUUUAAAUUUUUUUUCAAAGUAGAAUCUGGAGAGGCCAAUUUGGAAAUAGAUGUGUGUUUUUUAGCACACAUGCAUGCCUACCUGUCCAGAUGUUUAUAAAGACAGUUCUUUUUGCUCAUUCUUAGCUUCUCUUAUUAUAUAUCUUAUUACACUUAUAAUUCUUACACUUGUUAUAUCUCUUAUCCUACAAGGAUAAGAUGGUCCUUAUCCUUAUACAUUAUGCUCCUUGUACUUAUUUUAGAAAAGUAGUUAAAAAAUUAGCCUUAAUAGAAAAGUAACAUUUCCAUUAAACUCUAUGAGGGCUUGUAUAUAGUGAUCAUUUUCUGUCCUUUCCCAAUUUUCUUAGAACCUUUCUCUAGAAUACAGUUGUCACCAUUCUCAAUUUAAUGACGUGGGAUUCAGACCAAGGGUGAAGCAGUUAGUGCAACUUGUUUGCAACUUAGGAAAAUAUUCAGUUAUCCGUAAAAGCAAUGUUAAAGUCAGUACAAUGUGGGUGUUUUCCAUGCAUUAUAUUUUGAAUAGUUGGUGUUUACACCUCAAUGUUUAUUUAAAGAGAAUUGUCAUUUAUUUUUUUGUCUUCAAAAUUAUAUACUGCUCUUUGUUCACUGGGAAAGUUACAUUGUAUUUUCUAUUUUAACUGUCAUAUUAUCUGCACACAAAUGUUACUUAUAUGUAAACAACAAAAUGUAGGAAUCUUUGGUGUGUAGAUAUAUUUCCUUAGACUAUUAAAUGAAGAAUUCAAAGAUAAUUCAUUGAGUUUUGUACAAAAUGUAAAAGCAUCCUUUUGUAUCACAAAAUAAAAAUAUGGUAUUCUAAGCAGCUCUUUUUUUGUAUAGUAAACAACUGGAACAUUUUCUUC